Bombus pyrosoma is the source of this 3541-nucleotide messenger RNA. RefSeq lists its product as uncharacterized. The record is from RefSeq and is a predicted model, not a curated record. The transcript has 3 exons. NCBI's taxonomy places the organism in Eukaryota, Metazoa, Arthropoda, Insecta, Hymenoptera, Apidae. Bases 469 to 1125 code for a protein of 218 amino acids.
UAACAUGGCGGUACUCGAUCGCCGUUAGUUGAUGUACGGACACCGGUAGAUUUGGAUCGUUUUUUCAAAUUAUUUAGAAUGAAAAGUGGUUGUGACUGAAAAAUCCACAAACAGCUCGUGCCAUUGUCGUUUGCCCGCUAUGAAACGAUUUAAUACUCGUUGUUUCGAUUGGAAAAUACGAAUGAUUCGUGUGUGUCGAUCAUAAAGACUUAUUGCACGCGCUAAGUGACGUUUAUGAGAGUUUGCUCUGACACCGGUCAGAAACGCGGUUUGAGAGUCUGUUGCCAAGUAAGUUUAAUCGUCACGUUACGAAAGUGAUUUUAUAACUGAACCGUUUAAACGGCUUCAAUUCUGAGGUGAUUGACAAGAGAAACAAAACGGUGAAUCUCGUCGACCAUUUGAAUUUGUUUUGAAAUCAUUGGAACCGCAUCGUAAAAAUAUCCUGUAAAAUCGAUCUUUCAUCACAAAAUGGCUCCGACUGUUUACUUGUCGGAACUACCAGUAGUAAGAACAUCGACAAUUCCAUGCUCGCGACGAAGACAAAGGGUUCGUAACGGGGCUGUAGCAAAGCAGCAGAGGCUAGAAUUCAGACGAUUGGAAACGAACGAGUCUUCUCGUGACGAUACAUCUUUAACGCCACCGGAAAGUCCUCUAUGGGAUCCAGAGAGUCCCAGUGUCUCUUGUGCCCCGAUCAUUGUCACUUCUUCCUCUCCGAACGUUUCGGCUAGAGUUCCAGCGGACAUAAAGGAACAUUGGAAGGUGUUCCUAGCGAGACGGAAAGGUGUGCCUUUUAGUGUAAUUGACGGUCUUUUAGAUAUCGUUGUACGUACGAUGGCUUUGAUUCGACGAAACAACAUCCUUCAAGAAAGAGUAAAUGCUUUGCGUGCAGAGACUCGAGAUUUCAUUCAUUCGGUGUUGAAUAAUCCCGAAAACAAAUGCAUACAACAGAGAUUGGACGCGAUAGACUGCAAGGAAGCGGAUGUGUCCUCGUCGACAGAGGAAACCAUAGCAAGACCGUCCCUUCCGCCUACGCCGGACUCGAUGAAUUCUUCGUCGAAUGAUAUCACAUCGACCUGUGAUGGCAGCGAAAAUACUUCUGAACGAUUCUCCAACGACGAAUCAUAAUAUUCGAGAAUCAUGCGCAAACGAAAGAUAUAAGUUCGAAGCGAUAUCAAACGGAAUGAGAUGUUGAUCGAUUACUUGAUUUGAGUAGCCUGAGUCGCUUUGUCGGUACACAUAAUAUAACAAUCGAACGAUUUAAUACGAUCGCUUCUUGAUCGAACAAGAUGAGAAAUGAAAGUUUUACUGAUGAUGAUACGAAUGAAAUUGAAUCGAUGAAUUUCUUAAAGUUUGUUUUUUUUAAUCGGUUUGCAUAAUAAGAUGAUCGAUAUCUAAUUUAUAUUGAAUUUAUGUUAUCUUUGUAUUUUACACAUGUUAAGCAUUUAAAAAUUGAUCCACACGAGGAUUAUAAUUUUCAUUCAUUUUAUCUUAUACAUCUCAAUUAUCAAAAAUUCUAUCGACCAAUAAAGGCUAUCUAUAUCGUAGAUCAGAAUUCAAAAAGUAAAACUUCAAAAUACAAAUGAUUCGUUAAUGAAGGAGAUUGUAUAGAUAUAAUAUAUAUUAUAACGAACUCAAAAAAGAUUGUUCUGUUGAAACAAAGAUCGAGUUCUCCAAGAUUAUUUUUUCUUUUUUUUUUCUUUUUUUUUCUCCUUCAAAAAAUUACAUUUCUAAUUCGAAAACUCUCAUUUCUCGUUUUACGAAGUAGUCAUAGAAAAAUCUACAUUAUCAAUGAAAGAUAUGCAGUUCCUUAUUAUCGACCGUUCUUUUACCUCUUAUUAUCUGUACCAUUUAGUUGCACCUUAAGAAAACGACGAUUUAAUUAUUCGACACAAGGUAAAAUACAAAAAAUGCAAUAUUUUCAAUAUUAAGGAAAAGAAAAGAUCUCAGACACACUUUUGAUACAAAAAUUAGUCAAAGAAAUUUACAUGUCGACGAAGUAACUCAGAGAAAUUGUGAAAUGAUAUAAUGUUACAAGAUCGAUGUAACAUAUAACGUAGAAUUAUUACAAUUAUUUGAUAUACAUGAUUAGAUACUUAUUAACAUUUUCAAUGCUACAUUCAAAAAAGGGCGUUGCGGUAUAUGAAUAAAAUUGCAGGACUGCUUUACGUUUUAAUUUUAAUAUUCAAGUUUUAUGCGUGAAGCUUUUCUAGACAAACUUGCGUUAGAACUAGAAUAAAUUAGAAUUAAAGAAAUGAAAAAAGCAAAUGAAAAUACCCUGCAAAUUUGGUGGCUGUGAAAUUUGUAUUCGCGUCUGUAAUUCUACCUUUUUCUCUCGUUUUUCUGUGAAACAAUUUCGCGAUUAAUUAAAUUAGAAAUCGUCUCGUCUUUUUCAAACAAAAUCGUGGCAUUGUCUCAAGAAGAUCGUGCGACCGUUAACAGAAGUGUCAACAUUCAAUCGAGGAAUAUAUUUUUAAGAAAUCUACAAUCGUAUCGUAUAGAAUUAAGUGAUAAAAUCUUUUUAAUCUAGGCAGUGCAGAUUUUCUACACUCGUUUCAUAUUAAACUAAAUUUGUUUCAUUGGUCGACCUAUGUUCCACUUACAUACUUACAUACUUAAUUGAUACUGCGCCAAAAAGGUAUUUGCGGAUUAAGUGUAUCGUAAAAUAAACGCCCACUUUUUACUCAUUUCAACUACUAUCAUACGAACAAUGUCGUUGUUCGAAAUGUAAAAGCUUAUUGCGAUAAAUAUUAAUUUAAAAAAAAUAAUCAAAAAAUAUUCACAGUAUUUCUAAGAAGAGAAACAUUUCUUCUUUUAAACUUCGUUUAUGUUGAUAAUAUAACAAGCGCAAGUUAGAAACAUAUAGUAUACAUUGAUCUGCUUGAUGUUAAAUACCUGUAAUCUUUUCCCCAUGCAAAAAAGAUUAGCAGUGUUAGCACGCAUAGUAUCCAUUAACGUACCUUUUUAAGAGAGGUUUGUCUAAUAGUUUUCAAGUAACGUACCUCUUCGUUUAUUGAUUACAUAUGGGUGAUAUAUAUAUAUAUAUAUACAUAUGUUAUAUGUACAUAUAUUUUGACAUAUUUCAUAAGAGUCGAACUUGAAAGCAAUGUUAAUUGUACUGAUUCGUUAAAAUCAAGAUGUGAUCGUCUACUAAUCAUAGUAUUUUGAAAAUGUGGUUCAUGUGAAAUCUCAUACCAAGUCCUUCCGACUUGGGUUUCUUGUUUUAGCGUCCAUAUUAUCAUGAGCAUUUUUCUGGCAUCAUAUUUUUCAAAAGAGGGGAGAGAUUUACUUAUAAUUCUUCCACGGAAAUCUACUAAUUAGUCAUAAUAAUUUCAAUUCAGGCUCUUCUCAUCUUCACCUUCGAUAACUUUAAAUUCUCACACUGUCAGACUGCAUAUAUCACGGAGAAUCCGAUUUAAUUGUUCUUCCAACGAUAUAUAAACAGAAACGAACAAAAAAGUCGUAAUUUUCCCAAAGUACGAAAAAGUACAUUUACGCGAAAGAUGUUUACUAAUUUAAAUAAAAGUAAACCUUUAACAUAGAA